GUUACAAUUUGUGCCAUGAGGCUCAUCUCUCCCAGGAGGCCCCGGUAUCUAACAGGUGUCUUCUGGACUCCGCAGUGCCAGUCUUGGCCCCGUUACCACACAGAUGCUACGCUGCGGUCUAACCCUCCACCUCCCACCCCAUCUCGGGGUCCUGAAGGGGGCUCGGGUCAGAUCCUCUCUGUGUCCGCAGCCUGGAGCCUGGCACCUGGGAGCACUGGAGAAGCUGCUCUGAACUGGCUUGAACUGCGCACCCUGAGCCCGUUCUGGCUCAGGGACAAAGUGCUUUCAGGGAUGGCCCAAUCCACUCCAUUACCCUCCCUCCUUCUGGAGACUCCAGGAUACUCUCGGAGCCACAGCAAAGGCAAGUACCAGGUCUGGCUGGGUCGCCACAACCUGUUUGACGACGAAGACACAGCUCAGCACAUCACCGUCAGCAAGGGCUUCCCUCACCCGCAGUUCAACAUGAGCCUCCUGGGCCCGCACCCCAGCGACCCCCAGGACGACUACAGCCACGACCUGAUGCUGCUGCGCCUGAAGGAGCCCGCGCGGAUCACGGACAGCGUGCAGGUCCUGCCGCUGCCCAGGGAAGCAGCAGGAACGGAGUGGGGGGAGCCGGCUCUUUGUCUCAGGCUGGAGCAGGGCAACGUGUGGUCUUCAAGGUCUUCUCCGAGGACCAGUGUGAGAAAACCCCCUGGAUCCGAGAGCAGCUGGAUCCGGCCUGGAGAGGAGUCGGCUCCCCGAUCCCACUGCAGCCGGGGCCUCAGAGUCCAGGGACGGAGGGCAGAGCCGGAGGCCGCGGACAGCUCUGCAGUAGUCGGGGCUCUGCAGGCAAAUGCGGCUGGAAGUCGGGUCAGAAUUGGACAGCUGAGGCCUGGACCCUGGAAAUAUCCUUGUCGGGGUCACCAGCGCCUCGAUCACACCCCCGUGGCAGCAAGGGUCACUUUGCGAGGUGCCCAACAGCCAGGAGAAGUCACGUGGGUUGGCUGCUGUUGGGUGUGGUCUGUCCCUAGGCGUCCCCAGACUGGAAGCUUGCCGACUUCAGGAGGAGCUGGGAUGUUUAAAUGGCAGAGCCCCGUGGAAGAAACCUGGAAACCAGAAAGCAGAAACCUCAUUGCCCCAAGGGCACCCCCAGCUGGCUCAGAGCAGGCAUCCCAGGCUGCCCCAGGGCCUUCGCACCAGCCUAAGACUCCUUCCUGGUCCUGGUGGCAGCACCACUCCCUGAGAUUCCAGCCUCAGACCCCAGAGUGGGGGCCCCAGUCUCAGAACCUGAGGUUUAGGCUUCCGAUACCUCCCAAAAUCCAGACUCUGGACUACGCGUUCUGGGCACAGCUGGGACACCUAAUGCUAAGCCAGAGACUGAGGAGGCUGCGGAGGUGCAGAGAUUCAGUCAGAACAGCACUUUGCUCACCGCUGCAGGACCCUCUUCACUUCAGCAGCCACACCCCACUCUCCCUCCCAGCACCGGAAAUGACAGGUCUGCUGCCUCUGAGGAUUGGCCUCUCUGGAUCUUCCGCAUCGACGGGGUCUACAGUGUGUGGCUUUUCAGCACAUGCGAGUUCUGCCACUGAGCGUCGUGUUUUCAAGGAGACCAUUAAGGCUCAAAUUAAGGACCCACAGCCAUCACCUGUGAGGACAGGGUCACAGGCCAUCGGGAGGAAAUGUGUGUCCUGCAUCAGAGAAACUGCUUAUCAGGGUCUGUAAAGUCUUGUUGGAUUUUGGUUUGGAUGGUGUUGAGCUUAUAAGCGAAGUGGGACUCCAGAUGCAUCCGUUUU
Molecule: messenger RNA, 1772 nt
Organism: Fukomys damarensis (Damara mole-rat)
Lineage: Eukaryota; Metazoa; Chordata; Mammalia; Rodentia; Bathyergidae
Exons: 9
Coding region: 16-1701 (561 amino acids)
Biological process (GO): proteolysis
Molecular function (GO): serine-type endopeptidase activity
Source: RefSeq, a predicted model, not a curated record